GUGCGUAAAAAAAAAGGCGCGUUCACCGACACCCGGAUGACUGGGCGGCGCGCGCAUCCAACCGAGCCAGCAGCGGGGAUGGACGUGACGUGUUCGGCGAUGGCUUCACGCAUCACAGACACUUCGCCCGAAUCAAGACGAGCUGCAAAAGCCACGAUCUCCAGAUGUCCGGGAGGAAAACACCCCCACCCACGACGCAGUGACUCACGGCUCUAAAGUAGCCGAAUAAGCGGUCGCCGGUGCGGACGGGGGGAUUCCUGCGGGGGCUCGCUGCUACUUAAAGCCGAGCCAAGUGCGGCUUUUAUGGGCAAGGGAGGCGUUGAGCUGGAGCCGACACAAGCUGGCCGCACGUGGAUAACAUAAAAGUACCUCACUCUUCCACUCCACAGCAAACCCACUCAAUUUACUCCAGAAACACCACUUUUAUUGACAAAAAAAAAAAGUACUUUUAAUUGAAGAUUGUCCGGCAGGAAGAUGCGUCAAAUGCACUUUGUCAUGUUCUCCGCUCUUGUUAGCUUGGCCACAGGAUUUCCCAGCAGACACACAAAUGCUGCUCACAAGGGUCACGGCCACCCGGUCCAGAGCGUCGGGAUCCAGUAUGACGCCGGCGACUUGGAGAGGCAGAACCAGGUGCAAAGUAUGCCGGAGCCCCACAGCCAUCAGAGAAUGUGGCCCCACCUUCAGCACCGCUCCGUGGGCGUACUUCCUCAGCCCGAACCCGAGGAAGAAACCAAACCCUUCAUCCUGGAUUUGAAGAACUUUCCAGACCUGGCAAAUGCGGAUGUGAACUCUCAAAACCCCAACAUUCAGGUCACAAUUGAGGUUGUGGACGACCCUCAGAUGGAGGUGGAGAUGGACCUGGCCAAGGACAACGAGUGGAUACCAGUAUCUUCCUCUUCUUCCUCAGUGGAAUGGCUCGGAGGAAAGAAGCUUUUCUGGCCGCUUUUCUGGAGCUACACAGAUUCAAGUGAGGACAGCAGCAGCAGCCGGUCGGCCAUGGAGGAAACCGGUGAAGAAGAGGAGGAAGAUUAUUCGCUAGAUUACGGUAGCGAGGAGUCCUUACUCAGCGGAGUGGGCGGAGAUUGGGACAGCCAAUGGAACGAAGGCUGGGAUCCAAUACAGACCUACUAUGAGAAGGACACCGACGAGUGGACUCCGUGGUCGCCCUGUUCGGUCACAUGCGGACCCGGCGAGAGGAAGAGGACUAAGUCGUGCGGCUACUCGUGCACGCUGACCGAGGCCUCAAAGUGUGACCUGGAGCCUUGUCCUGGGGAAGUCAACACAGUGGCCGAGCCUUUGCCUUUUGACAUGGAGAAUGGCACCGAGCCUUUUGGAACAGAUGUGGACAGCUGCGAAAAGUGGCUCAACUGUAAGAGCGACUUCCUGCAGCGAUACCUCCACCUGGCGUUCCUGGAGCUGCCCAACUGCCCUUGCUCCUUCCCCUCCGAGGUGGCGUACACCGUGGUGAGCCUCUACGAUGACACCCACCACCGCGCCUUCCGAUGGCGGGACGCCAGCGGCCCCAAGGAGCGCCUGGACAUCUACAAGCCGUCGGCCCGCGGCUGCGUCCGCUCGGCGCUCUCCGGCGACUCGUCGACGCUCGCCGCGCAGCACUGUUGCUACGACGACCGCGGCCGACUCAUCACGCGGGGGAAAGGCGCCGGCAUGCCCGACCUCAUCAGCACCGAGUUCUCGCCCGAGCUGCACUUCAAGGUGGACGUGCUCCCCUGGAUCCUGUGCAAGGGGGACUGGAGCCGCUUCCACGCCGUGAGGCCGCCCAAUAACGGCCUGAGCUGUCCCCAGAACCCCCAUGAAGACGUGUUCAUGAACGAACUGGAGGAGGCCCGGGAGUACUGACCAGGCCCUCUGUAGGAACCAUGUACUGUUUGUCUAAAGCAUGCGGCAGCCAUUUAUCACGCGUUACCAAGAGAAAACCUUCCCAACGUCCUCGUAGCAGCCUCAACUGAAGGAACUGAACGGCACGAAAAAAACAUCCGGGUUGGUCCAUCGCUUGGCAACCAGCUUCAAUUCUGUACCACGGACUUGACACGAGAGGAUGCGGAGAUCCCAGCUGGUCACGACGACGACAACGCUGCUACACCGAAACAUCGUUCAGGUGAAAAACACCCCUCCACAUUUGACCUAACUCACAAUAACGUGCUCGGUUUCGAACGACGUCAGGUCCAGAACGAUAAGCUAAAGGCUGUGCUGGAACAGCUUCCAGGCAGUGACGGUGUUUGAUUCCAGAUCCGUUUCCGCAUUCGGAGAAAACAUGACGUGGGUGCCAAAGAGUCGAGAAUCAGUGUUGGUGCCUGUGUACAUUCUGCCUCUUUGAAGGGGAAUGUUGCCUCUCAUUCACAAUCCUUCGGUGAGUUAAGAACACUUUCUUUUAUCUCGGCCUUCUAAAUAGUUAACAUCUGCUAGCAAGAGGCAGCUAACUAUGCAGGCACUGGGGAGUCAUCUAAAAAGAAAGUAAAAAAAAACUUAAACAGCACUCCAUUUACCUUUUGUUACCUGCAAAUUAACCAAGUGACAUUGUUAUCGAAGGAGCUAACGCAGAGGAACUACUUGUUUGGUGUUUUGUAACACAGCACCUUGCUCAGAGGGUAAGCUCGCCGACGAACUGCUGCUGUUAGCUAGAUAACGCACCUCUAUAGUAGAAGAUUGUAGCCAUAAACCCAAAAAGAACUUUGAAGUUCCUCACAUUGCCAACUAAAAUGCUGACUAAAACCAUAGUGGUGUGAAUGUUUGGGCAACCAACAGUUCGAUCCGAUUCUGAUUCCUGAGGUGACCAUUCGAUUUACAAUCGAGUCUCGAUUCAAAUUGUUUUAUGCAAUGUGCUAUUUGGUAUAAAAAAAUGAUGAGACUUUUUCAAAACAGGCUGCAGGUUAGAAAAGCUCCUUCUGGUUUAAAAAGAUUGGCCUAAAAACGUAUUUUUAAAAAUGUAUUCUUAUUUAAAAAAUGUUUUAUCAUAUAUAUGUAUUAUUUUUAUAUAGAGUUUUAAAAAUUAUGAAUCGAUUUAUAAUCGGAUGAAUAAGAAUUGUGAUUCGGAUGUAAUCCAUUUUUUUGUGCACCCUUACUAAAUCGGUGGAUAUUGGCUCUCAACGACUAGGCAAGAUGCUAAUUUGUUCUCAGCAUUUCUCAAGUCCUGUGCUGAAAGAUACAGCCAUCCCGGUGAGAGCAGCCAUUGCAAGUGUUGUAUUCUAUUGUCGAUUAAAUCUAUAGCAGUAGUGCUAACUGCUAACGCGAGGACAAUGGUUUAGUGUUUGUCUAACGCUGAAUGUGCUAAGCACCUAGCUUCUAAAACUUGUAGCUCAUCCUUUGUAUAUUCAGGCUCAAAAAGACAAAGUUCUGAUCAUCAUUUGUUCCAAAAUUAGUCAAACACAGGAAGUGCUCUCUAUGUUGUUGUUGACGGAAGUAGUGUUAGUUGCUAGGCGCAGCACCGAGAGUGGACUCAGCCAAGCUAUCUCUAGAUAAUGUUGCAAUGUUCGAUGCCAACAAAGGAACCUACUCAAAAAACGCUCCAACGUACGUUAAGUAAGGCUCCAUUUUACCAAAAAUGCGCAAGUUUGAUGCUAGUGUAAAUUGGCUUUGCUAUUGACAUGCUACUAAUUAGCAUUAGCGAUUUUAACUUUUUAAUUUCCUAACCUCCAAAUUGGUUAAUAAAAACUACAACUAAGAUGCAUGUUACAAUCAAACAGCUGGAGCGUAAUAAGUACAAUACUUACAGUGUUAACACUUUGUAGGGCGCAGCAACAGACAGCAAAGAUUGAAAUGACCAACGCAUAAACUGUACACUACUGCCAUCUAAUGUCUUGGACCUGCAACUUUAAAUGUGAUAAUAAAACAGGAUAUAACAACUGCUUGUCAUAAUCAGCUCAUUUUUAAAAGUUACAAUAAAAAAAUAUAUUUUAUUAUUAAAAACAAUAUUUACUAACACACACAAAAGUACAGAAAAUGACUACAGUUGAUUACCGGUAUUAAUGUUGGUACCUUAUCGGUUCAAAGCGGUCCCUAUCCCUACUGUACAUUCAAACUUUCAGCAUGUUUAUAAAAACUUGUUGGAGGUUUUUUGGGUUUCUGCGGGUCAUUAAAAAACAUUAAAAGUUAUUAAAUGAAUAUUGCAAAAAUUACGGCCUCAAAUGGCAUUAAAAAACAUUAAAUGCUAUGUCCUGAGGCAUUAAAAUAAGUUCAUACAAUUACAAUUGGCAAGAAAGACAACAAAACAAACCACCUGACCCAGUUUUUUCAAUUCGGGGAAAAAACUGCACUUUAUGAUGUUCAAUAUUUAUUUAAGUGCGAUUUUUGCUGACAAAUAUUGAGUCCAUUUUAGUUUGGUGUAUGUUUAAUUUUUUAAGACAAUUAGGUUAUACACAUUCCAAUUACAAUUGUACAAAAUACUACAGUAAUGAAAAAUAUGUUUAUUGCGUUUGAAAGGGUUACUUGCUUUAUUAUUAUUGUAUAUUAUGAUUACAAUAUUGCUUAAGUUCGUGUAAACUUUUUAACUGCUCACAAUGUUAUCGACACAGACAACUGUAUGUUUUUGACUAUAAAUAUUUGCAAUCUGUAAUAGGACAUAGGCAUUUAAAUUGUUCUAAGUUUAAAAAACAACAACAUUAAAUUAGAUUUGCUGAUACCUUCAUAAACCCUGGUUUUGUUGUUAGCCCUCUCUUGCUAGCAGUUUUUCACUAUUUAGAACACAGGAAAGAGAAAGACGUGUUCUUGUCCUACGUAAGGAUUUUGGAUGAUGGCAAAAAUUAUAAAAAAAAUUUAAAAAGUGCAUUUUUCCUUAAAGUCCUCAGGGUGCAAACGUAGUACAACAAGGUUCUAUGGUCUUAACAGAGGUGGUCCUCGGGUUGUACGAAUGGGUUACGUUUCAAGUCUUAUCGGACAUAAACCCUUCUCUCGUUUUACAUUUUAACAUUUCAAAUACAUUUUUAGCUUUAAGGAUGAAUAAAAGGCUCACUGGGAUACAGCCUUGACUCUGCACUAGCAACCUUAUAUUGUCACAUUUUUGAGGAACAGAUCCUUGAAAAAGUAAAGGCUACUAUGGGUGUCAAAAACAAUCGAUUUUCAGAUUAAUCGCGAUUCUUAUUUGUAAUGAUUUAAUUUAUUCAGAAAAAUAUAUCAGAGCUAUUUAUUUUAUGAAGGAACAUUACUAAAAAAGUAUUAAUUUUGAAUGGGGAAUCGAUUCUGAAGUGAAUUGUUACCCCAAGAAUCUAAUCGUGUGGUGCCGAAAGAUUCACAGCCCAAAAGGCUACUGUCCUUAUCCUUGAUGAUAGUCUCGACAGUUGAUAUCAAAGAGCUCUUUAUGACAUAAUCACUUCAAUGCCAAUGGCUUUCCUUUCUUUUGGCACACUGCUACCGGAAGACCCUGCCUCACAGUUGGGAGACAAUACCUAAUAAAACUUUAACUCAUGCGAUUAAUCACCAAACAUCAGUUACAUGAAAGGCGGCAGUGAUCUCGCGGGUAAAUUCCCCGCAGCUAAAACUCCAAAAAUGUAAAUCGUGCAAAGGUUGCUUUAUGCCAGCAAUUAGAUUGACAAAGUGAAAUUAAUUUAUGAUAAAUGCUCAUAACAUACAACGCAACGUAUUUCAAGCCUUCUUCUGAUAUCAUGUUGAUGAUUAAGGCUCACAUCUUAUGAAAACCUCCAUUUGAAAAUUGCUGAAAAUUAGAAUCUGAAAAAAACACAAACUCAAAUAUCAAAUUAUAUGUCAGUAAAAGAAUUUGAAGCGUGAAUCGAAAUUGCAUUUAAACUGAAUAAAAAUGGGGGUUCACUCCGUUUAGUUUUAUGAUUAACCACAUUUCUCGAUAAAAUAGAUCAACAGCUCUGAUAAAUGUCAAUAUUACUUAAAAGAAAACGUGUUUUGUUUGAUACAAUUCAACCCAACAUUUACUAAAGUGGCUUAAAAAAAUCGCAAUCAAU
Molecule: messenger RNA, 5927 nt
Organism: Nerophis lumbriciformis (worm pipefish)
Lineage: Eukaryota; Metazoa; Chordata; Actinopteri; Syngnathiformes; Syngnathidae
Gene: ism2b
Product: isthmin 2b
Source: RefSeq, a predicted model, not a curated record